This is a messenger RNA of Amorphotheca resinae ATCC 22711, 3938 nucleotides long. RefSeq lists its product as hypothetical. Lineage: Eukaryota; Fungi; Ascomycota; Leotiomycetes; Helotiales; Amorphothecaceae. The record is from RefSeq and is a predicted model, not a curated record. Bases 212 to 3748 code for a protein of 1178 amino acids. Gene Ontology annotation, molecular function: protein binding. The transcript has 2 exons.
GCCACGAAUACUCCACAACUCAUCCGCCUCAUCGAGCUAUCUUUUGCGUGCCGUACGAGCCUCAACCUCAACCUCGACCUCAGUUCAAUCUCCUCCGGACGGUUCAACUAUAUCUACACUCAGCGCGUCCAUGUUCUGACAGGACCACCCUCUCGCGCCGCAUAGCGCUCAAGAACCCCCCCCGUCAUCGCCUCCAUAAUAUCCAUUCAAGAUGGUCCUCGCGCCUCCAGCCCUGCCCACCAGGUUUCCCUGCUGGGUGAGAGCCAUUUAUAGCUGGGGUGGAGAAUCUAAGCGCGACCUUGGCUUCGUUGAAGGGGACUUGAUAGAAUGUCUGAAUGCAGGGGACGGCUCGUGGUGGAUGGGAAGACUGCGACGUGAUAAACGCAUGAUGGGCCUGUUUCCGUCGAACUUCGUUGAAGUCCUCGACGAUAGUUUCCGACCUGCGAGUCGAGGAUCGAGUCCAAUGCCUGACUCAACACCGAAUCCAAGUCCCUUCGCCCCGCAACCUCCACAGAAAACAAAGACGAAAGCCUUUCGAAGGCCUUUUCAGGCAUACUCAGCACCCGAUCCAGCAGCUGCAAAACGGGCAGAACUUCAACACAAGGACAGCAUUCAAUCCGCCCGUGCCCCUUCACCAAAACCAAUGACUGUGCAUGAGAGUAUCCCACGAGCAACUUCACCAGGUAUUCCUGGUUAUGGAUCGAGAGCCCCAUCGCCCGCUCCACCAAAUAUCCCUAGUUAUGGGUCAAGAGCCCCAUCACCCGCUCCCCCUAUGCACUACGGGUCUAGGGCACCUUCUCCAGCACCUUCUUUCCAAUAUCGCCCUCACUCGAGAGGGCCCUCCUUUAGUCCACAAUUUGACCCUGGCUCUUCACCACCUCCACCGCCCCCUCCACAUCGAAGUACCUAUAUACCUCAUGAAUCUACAAACCCAUAUGACCAGUCGAAUGGCUACCAUACUCCUCGCGGAACUUCUCCUUGUCCACCAUCUCCAGGUGCGACAGGGUUGACCCCCUCACCCCUUCGGUCUGCUAUGGACGAUGUAAUGUCAUCCUUAGCAGACAUGGGCAUAUCUCGAGAAACCGAGACUCCCCAACCGUCACUGGACCCAUGGGCACCGGAGGCUUUUGAUCAAACAUAUACCAAAGCGAGGCGAAACGGCGCGGCGAGGCCCAAUACAGCGAUGGGCAUCGGGCAGAAUGAUUAUGAUUACGAUGAUGGUCAACCGUACAUUGGCGACUCGCAGUAUCGAUAUCCAGAUCAAAACCCUCCACAGUUGAGCAACUACGUACAAAGAAUGGAGAAUCGAUUAAGUAAAAUGCAUACGAAUAGUUCGCAAUCAUAUCUCGAUGACACUGGUCUACCACCAGCAGUUCCACCGAAAAUGAAUCAAUACGAUCGACCGAAAUCAUCAAUGGGAAAUUCCCAACCAGAGCCAAAGCUGCGCCAUCGAAAGUCUGCUUAUGAAGUCGGCCGGUCAAUGCUUGGGCGGACCUUUACUACUAAGACCAAUUCGACAACCUCCUCAGGAGGGACGCGAAGUACCACAACUAACAGCAGUUCAGCUACUCAGAUGACUGAUAGAAGUCUCAUGAGCGGACCCUCGGCAAGUGGGUUUUCCUCAACCAGUGCUGGAAGUCUGGCGAGAAGGAAGGAAGCUAUGCGAGGCCGAGCUCAAAGUGCUUUCGGCUCAAGAAGGGACCACUUUCUUGGACUAAAUGGCAGCCAAAUCGACUUUGGCAGUAGCAGACCCCAGACACCACUUACCGGCAUUUCUUAUCACAGCAGUCACGCUUCAUUACCUGGCUCUGUAUCUCAAAAUCGGGCUGGGUGGCAUGGAUCGUCGACAGACGCAGGCAGUGCGCUAGGUGGCUUGGUAGCCCCUAAGCCCAAGAAGAGUGGUUUCCUCAAGAAGAUCAUCGAGUCAGCAAAGACGGGAGCUGCCAGUGCCAGAAGCAGCAUUGCUGCAGGCGAAUCGUUAAAAUUAGCUGGGCAGUCUAAAGGUAUGAUCCCCAAUGGCGUUACAUCGAUCGCGGGCGGUUUUGGCAAUAUUCAUAAUGGUCGUGAUGCGGCAAGCGAGAUGGGUCUAGGAGGAGGAACGUCUGGCAUAGAUUGGGUCCAAGUCCGUCGAGAUGUGAACCGCUCGAAUUCCCUAAGUCGUAUUGAGCGUAUUGAAAGAAAGGAACGCUGUCAGAUGAUGGAUUAUCUAGCAAUCAGUCCCGUCGAUGAGAUGUACGAGAAUUGUGAUGGAGAUGAAGGCGCAGACGGCAAUCCUGUCGCCGAACCAACCAAUUUCCAAGCUGUCAAUCUAAGUCUAGUUGACAAGAAUGCGAGGUUUAUCAAUAACCUACCACCUAUGACCAAUCCAGUCAGCUUGGCCACCGGCUUUGUUUGUAGGCCUUAUCGAAGCGAUGUCCAACGACUCCGAGCAAUUUUUACCUGGGUCAGCGAGAAGAUCACCUGGGAAGAGGAUUUUGAGAGCGAUAUUGACUCGAGAAGAGUGAUACAAACCAAGCGGGGUUGCGCAGAGGAGGUCGCAGUGCUGGUAUUGGAAAUGUGUGCCGCCGUCGGAAUCCAUGCUGAGAUUAUUCGAGGUUAUCUGAAGACUCCCGGGGAAGUGCCUGAAAUGGGUGUAAUGCCUCGUCCGAACCACUGGUGGAAUGCUGUUAUCGUCGAUGGACAGUGGAGAAUUAUGGAUUGUUCUCUUGCGGCCCCAUCAAACCCUCGCCGAGGCCUGUAUUCAAGUGCCGGUGGACAAGUUGCGGAGAUGUGGUGGUUUCUGGCACGUCCAUCAGAGAUUUGCUGGACACACAUUCCAGAACAGCAUCACCAACAACAUUUGUGCCCCCCAAUGGCACAUGAGGUGCUAUUGGCCCUGCCUUGUGCAUGUCCACCUUACUUCAAACAAGGCCUUCAGAUGGUUGAGUACGAUACUAGUCUAGUGCGUAUCGAGGACCUUGAGCUCGCCCACAUCAAAUUCACCGUUCCUUCGGAUGUAGAGUGCGUAGCUGAGGUUGAAGCACGUGCCUUCGAGCGUGAUGCGGAUGGCGAUUUCUUUGAGAGUGGAGAAGUCGUAAAGAAACGCGCUUUGGCACAAGCAGAGUGGAUAGGAGGCCAGAAGCGCUACACCGUGAAGGCACUGCUUCCUGGCGACGAAGGGCAUGGGGUUUUGAAGGUAUAUGCCGGGAAACGAGGCUUGAUGCACUCGAUCAAGGAUAUCCCGCACCCACUGGCAUUUGCACUCCCCAUCAUUCACACUGGAGAUAAUCCACCCUUUGAAUUUUUGACACGCCAUCCAACUCCCCAUGCUCAGCGACACGACCUCUAUGUGGCGCAGCCUCAAUGCCAGCGCCUAGCUGCAAAUAAUACCUUCGUCUUUGCCGUCCGCCAGCAUCCGUCCUCUGUUUCCUCUCCCUCACCAAAUCCUGGGGGUACCUCACCCAUCCCCUUCAUUCGUCCCAAUUCGGCAAUGUCAAUCACCAGUUCUUCGGCCUCUGGAUCGAAUCCGAGCACUAGCAAUGGAUAUACGAGCAGGAAGCCGGCGAAAUUGGCGAUCCAGGCCCCUGGUGGCAAGAUCUUGAGACUGAUGAGGAAAGAAGACCGCGGCCAGAGUGCGAGUCUAGAAGGAGGAGACGGUGGGACUUGGGAGACGAUCAUCAAAUGUGGUGAAAGGGGCGUUUGGAGAGGUCUGGUAUUAGCAGAUAGAAGUGCCAGAUGGUGUGUUUUCGCUGAGUGGACCUGUGUUUGAGAGAUGGAGAAUGGCGGACAUGAUUGAAGAUCUUUCGUCGCAGAAAUGCAGGCGAGGAGCGGCGAUUCGAGAAGACGGGGUAGAGCGCCAAGCGUCUUGAGAUUGUAUUUGAUUUUGGAGUUUCGUGGGAGAUAAGCGUAUCGAAAAGAGAAUGCGGGAUUCAUGGGGGACGUAGUCCCUUUAUAGGCCG